Biomphalaria glabrata is the source of this 24055-nucleotide messenger RNA. RefSeq lists its product as uncharacterized. The transcript has 167 exons. The record is from RefSeq and is a predicted model, not a curated record. Gene Ontology annotation, molecular function: calcium ion binding. Gene Ontology annotation, biological process: cell-matrix adhesion. NCBI's taxonomy places the organism in Eukaryota, Metazoa, Mollusca, Gastropoda, Planorbidae. The coding region runs from base 183 to 22049 and encodes 7288 amino acids.
UCAAUGUCAGGGUCGUCAAUAUACCAUGAAGUUCAUGAUUCUGCAAUUCAUAUAAUAGUUCGAUGGUAGUAGCGAGGGAAUAGUCAUCUGGACGUCUUCGACUCUGGGAACGUUGCUCUCUUCAAACACAAGAAUUACUGAGACAUGUAAGGUAAAGAUUUGGAGCGAUUAAAAACAAUAACAUGUGGGAAUGGGGCCACUUCCUCAUUGCUUUCAUCAUAUUCGAGAGCUCAACAAGCGAUGUCACAGUAUACACCCGAUUGACUUUAACCCAUGAAGACCUUCAAGUGAACAAUGAUGAAGUCGCUGCCGCCUUCCAACAGAUAAUGCAAUCUUGGAUGGAUGACCGUGUCUGGGGCUCUACACAAAUAACUGUGUCCAUCUAUGACAUUAUGACGAGUUCGUAUAGUACAGAAAUUGUGUAUAAUGUCACUUUGGAACAGUUGAGCCUGUAUGACAGUGAGAUAAUGGACGAUUACUUGAAAGAUUUUAGUUACAACCAGAUUGUUUCUCAACCAAGAGUGCUGUCAGUCAAUGGCACUUACUAUGAAAUCUUAACUUUCAAAGUCUAUGAGACGUCAGAAGAAGCAGCACUUGGCAUAAAUCCAAAAAUCUAUAAAAUGUGUUAUAACGGACUGUGUCCAGAUGACAGAACUUGUCUUAAUUCAGAAUUCGCACCUGUUUGUCAAGACAUAUGUGACUUUGGUUCGUAUGCUGAACAAGAGCAAUGUGUCGCCUGCGAUGAAGGGCAGACAACUUUGGUGAAAAGAGCUAAUUCCCGCUAUUACUGUGUUGAAAACUGCGAACCUGGUUACCGUUUGACUUUUGAUAAACUGACCUGUGAGCCUUGUCCACAAGACAUGUACUGGAGUGAUGCAGAUAAAACAUGUCAUGUCUGUCCAUACACUUCAUACAACUCAACUUCCUGCUCCUUUGGAGAAAUGAGGAGUAUUUACAAUCCACUUAUCAACGUUGAACUGAACAUUACACUGUGGACUCCAAAAUGUAUGAGAAACGACACUGACUAUUUCAACAACAUUGAAGAAAAAGAAUUAAUUCGAAUUUUAGUUUUUGGCAGUUACCCUUAUACAAAUCUCCUUUGCUUAACACUUAAUGACUGUGGGAACGUGAUCACUGAAUACAUUGAUGACCAAGUCUGUGUGCCAGAUUUGUCUUGUACUGUUAACGAAACUUGUAAAUUGUUUAGAACAAGUAUUCACCUGGGUGUUUAUCACAUAAGGACCUUUAUAUCAUCACAAAGUGGUACAAAUGGCCAUGAUCAAAGCUCUGUGGACAUACUAUUGAGUGCUCUCUAUGAUACUAAUCCAUUGUAUGGUUGGAUUCCAUUCAUGAAUUAUCCAGCUAUUCGAGUGGAACUGCCAUUUCAAGUUGAUGUUACUACAAUAGAUAAUGUUACCAGACAAAUGUUCUACAUAACACAACAAUCACGGUAUUACAACAGCCCAUAUUUGACAAUUGAGAUUUUGAAGGCUAUCUUCAAUAGUACUCCAGAAUUUGUUACUGUAUCUUUGCUGAAUAAUUUUUACAUAUACUAUGACACCUAUGUAUCUGAAUAUGAGAUUUGGUUCAGAAAAGAUAUAGAGGAUACAAUGUGGAAAAACAUUGCGGAAAAAAUAAUCUUGGCUAAUGAGAAAGUUGGAGGCAAUCUGAUGGGAAAUUUUCAGCUGUACAAGACCUUGCAAGACAAAGCUAAUGGAAGAUCAGCAAUAAACUGGAUGGAAGUAAUCAAUAGUCUUUCUCUUGGUCAAUACUUUUGUGCUGGAGGAAAUUUCAUCAUCUCUGACAGGGGCAAUAUGAACUUUGAUUGUGUGUAUGCAUGUGGAAAUUGGAACUGGGGAGAGAACUGUGAUAUGUCCUGCAACUGUACACAAAGCAAUUCUCUUGUUUGUGAAAAGUAUCAGGGGUCAUGUUUUUGUCAGUUCAAUUUUGAAGGUUCUUUGUGUGAGAAAGAAAAAGAUUUAUGUGCAAUAUACACUCCUUGUGGGGAACACUCUGACUGUAUCAGUACUAAGGACCACUAUGAAUGCCAAUGUCACCAAGGUUACAGAAACAGUCCUUAUAACUCUUUAAUAUGUGAAGCCUGCAGUGGCUGGACCUAUGGCUUUAACUGUAACACUUCUUGUAGUUGUCUUAUUGACAAUACACAAAGCUGUGACAUUGUGACUGGCAACUGUACAUGUAAACCUGGAUUUGAGUCCAUAAAUUGUGAACUGGAUGUGAAUGAAUGCAAUCAGUCUAGCAAUCCUUGUGCUGGAAACUUACAAUGUUAUAAUACAGAUGGAAGUUUUCUUUGUACUGAACAGUUGGUCUAUGUUAGAGUUACUUUGAACCAAUCGGAUUUGGGGGCAUAUGAAAAAGACAUUGUUGACAACUUUCAGGACACAUUGAAAUCAUAUAUGAAUUGGUUGAUUUACUGGACAUAUACACAAAUUAUACAUAAAAACACUGAACAUGGUGUAUCAACAGCUGAUAUUUUCUAUGAUAUCGCAAUAGUGUAUGAUAAAAACUUCCCUGACUACUUCAUAAGCAACUUCAUUUAUUACUAUUUUGUGACUGGAACAAGAAAGAUAUCAAUAAAUGGCACUGAUUUUGAAAUAAUAACUUUCAAAUUUUUUAGUAGUCCUGAGGAAGCAAGACUUGGAAUAAAUCCAAAAAUUAUCAAAGUCUGCCAACAUAUUUAUGGAAUUUGUCCAUCUGACAGAAGAUGUUUAAAUUCUGAAUUUCUACCUGUUUGUCAAGAAAUAUGUGACUAUGGCAUGUAUACUGAGAAUGAACAUUGUGAGGCCUGUGAUCAAGGACAGACAACUCUUAUUAGGGGAGCAAACUCACACCAUCUUUGUAUAGAUGACUGUAAGGAAUACCAAGGAUAUCAAUUUCAAUUGGAUAAAUUGUCCUGUGAACCUUGUCCACAUGAUAUGUAUUGGAGUGAUGCAGAUAAUACUUGUCAUGUUUGUCCAUACACUUCAUACAAUUCAUCCUAUUGUUUUGGGGGACAAAUGAGAUCUGUCAACAACCCUCUAAUAAAUAUUGAACUAAAUGUCACCAUUGUAACACCAAAAUGUAUGAGAGAUAAUCCUCAAUAUUUUAAUAAUAUAGAUGAAAAAGAAUUAGUAAGAUUGAUGAUUGCAAAGAAUUGGUAUUACGACUCAGUGGUUUGUUCUCAAUAUGUAAACUGUGGCAAUGCGAUUACAAGUUAUGUUGAUAAUCAAAUCUGUGUGCCAGAUAUUUCUUGUACUUGGAAUGAAACCUGUACACAGUACUACACUAGGAUUCAUAUUGGUGCCUACCACAUUAGAACCUACAUACAAUCUUCAAGUCCAUACCUCAAUGGCCAUGAUCAAAGUUCAGCAGAUUUCUUAAUGAGGACUCUCUAUUAUAAUACAGAACUUUAUCUAAGGAUUCCUUUAAUGAGCUCUUCAGCCAUUAGAAUUGAACUACCUCUAGCAAUGGAUGUUCAAGUCAUAGAUGAUGUCACCAAACAAACAUUGUACAUUAGACAAUUCUGUCCAUGGUAUAAUGCCGAUCCCCAGAGAAUUCAGGAGGUUUUAAACAGUAUUUUCCAAAAAUGGCCUGCAUUUAUAAGAGCCUUUCUUAUUAACACUUAUGGAAUUUACACCAACUACUACUAUUAUUACUACACAUAUGUAUCUGAAUAUGAGAUCUGGUUCAGAAAAGAUGUUGAUGAUAAAUUAAUACGAAACAUUGCUGAAACCAUUGUCAUGGCUCAUGAAAAACUUGGAGGAACUCUAACAGGGACAUAUUCUAUAUACAAGACAAUGAAAGACAAAACAGAUGGAAUAAUAGCAAUUGACUGGAUAGAAGUAAUCAACAGACUUUCACUUGGCCAAUACUUUUGCAAUGGAGGAAAUUUCAUCAUCAAUAUCACAGGCAACUUUAAUUUUGAUUGUGUUGAAGCAUGUGGAAAUUUGACCUGGGGAGACAACUGCACUGAGACAUGCAACUGUACACCAAACAAUACUGUUGCUUGUGAAAAGUUGAAUGGGUCAUGCAUUUGUCAGUCUGAUUUUGAAGGAUCUUCAUGUGAACAACAAAUAGAUAUAUGCUUAAAAUAUUCUCCUUGUGGAGAACAUGCUGACUGCAUUAAUACCUUGAAAUACUAUGAAUGCCAAUGUCAUGAAGGUUACAGAAACAAUAUUUAUAACUCCUUGAUAUGUGAAGCCUGCAGUGGUUGGACUUAUGGCUUCAACUGUAACACUUCUUGUAGUUGUCUUAUUGACAACACACAAAGUUGUGACAUUGUAUCUGGCAACUGUACAUGUAAACCUGGAUUUCAGUCAAUAAAUUGUGAGCUGGAUGUGAAUGAAUGCAAUCAAUCUAGCAGUCCUUGUGCUGGAAACCUACAAUGUUAUAAUACAUAUGGAAGUUUUCUUUGUACAGAAGAACUAGUCUAUGCAAGAGUUACUUUGAACCAAUCAGAUUUUGGAAUGUAUAAAAAUGAGACUGUUAACAGCUUCCAACAAACUUUGCAAACAUUUUUUGAUACCUAUGCUUAUUGGACUUACUUUAAAUUUGUUGUAGUACACAACACCUUUGAACAAGGUGUGUCAACAUCUGAUAUCUUUUAUGAUAUUGUGGUGGUGAAUGGCAAACAAGUCUUUGAUAAUUACAUGUCUGUCUUCAUUCAUAACAAUUUUAUCUCUGGAACAAGAAAGAUAUUGAUAAAUGGAGCUGAGAUCGAAGUAUUAAGAAUUAUAUUGUUUGAUAGUCCAGAGGAAGCUAGACUUGGAAUUAAUCCAAAAAUUAACAAAGUCUGCCAAUAUUAUGGAAUAUGUCCAUAUUACAGAAGAUGUUUAAAUUCAGAAUUUCUACCCAUUUGUCAAGAAAUAUGUGACAUUGGGAUGUAUGCUGAAAAUGAGCACUGUGAGACUUGUGAUCAAGGCCAGACUACUCUUAUCAGGGGCGCUAAUUCACACCAUCUAUGUAUAGAUAACUGUACUGAUGCCCGAGGCUAUCAAUUUCAAUGGGAUAGACAGACCUGUGAGCCUUGCUCAAGUGAUAUGUACUGGAGUGAAGCAGAUAAAAUGUGCCAUGUCUGUCCUUACACCUCAUACAACUUAUUUGAUUGUUAUUGGGGAAAUAUGAGAACUGUCAACAAUCCACUGCUAAAUAUUGAACUAAAUAUCACCAUUGUAACACCAAAAUGUCUGAGAGAUCAUCCUCUGUAUUUCAAUAACAUAGAUGAAAAAGAAUUAGUUAGAUUGAUGAUUUCACAGAACUGGUACUCCCGAUUCUGUUACCAAUACUCAAACUGUGGCAAUGUGAUUACUAGCUAUAUCGGAAACGAAAUUUGUAUACCAGAUGCUUCCUGUACUUUGAAUGAAACAUGUACACAAUACUACACUAGGAUUCAUAUUGGUGUCUACCACAUUAGAACUUAUAUAGCAUCGUCCAGUCUAUACAAUGGCCAUGAUCAAAGUUCAGUGGAUUCACUAAUGAGGACUCUCUAUGAUACUACCAAAUUUUAUCAAUGGAUUCCAUUCAUGACCUACUCAGCCAUUAGAAUGGACAAGCUACUAGACAUGAAUGUUAAGGUCAUAGAUGACGUCACUAAGGAGAUAUUGUACAUUAAUCAAUUGUCUCAAUGGUAUAACUUUAAUCCCUCUAGGACUCAGGAGGUUUUCAACAGUAUCUUCAAAAAAAUACCUGGAUUUAUUCAAGCCUUCCUUUACAAUACUUAUGGGUAUUACAGCUAUUACAGUCCGUAUGCCUAUUACUACACAUAUGUAUCUGAAUAUGAGAUCUGGUUCAGUAAAGAUGUUGAUGAUGAACUGAUAAGAAACAUUGCUGAAACCAUUGUCAAGGCUCAUGAAAAACUUGGAGGAAAUCUAACAGGGACAUAUUCUAUCUACAAGACACUGCAAGACAAAGCAGAUGGAACAUUAGCAAUAAACUGGAUAGAAGUAAUCAACAGACUUUCACUUGGCCAAUACUUUUGCAAUGGAGGAAAUUUCAUCAUCAAUAUCACAGGCAACUUGAAUUUUGAUUGUAUUGAAGCAUGUGGAAAUUUGACCUGGGGAGACAACUGCACAGAAACAUGCAACUGUACACUAAGCAAUACUGAUGUCUGUGAAAAGUUUAAUGGGUCAUGCAUUUGUCAGUCCAAAUUUGAAGGCUCUCUAUGUGAGAUAGAAAAAGAUUUAUGUGAAAUAUACACUCCUUGCAGGGAACACUCUGACUGUAUCAGUACUAAGGACCACUAUGAAUGCCAAUGUCAUCAAGGUUACAGAAACAGUCCUUAUAACUCUUUGAUAUGUGAAGCCUGCAGUGGCUGGACCUAUGGCUUUAACUGUAACACUUCUUGUAGUUGUCUUAUUGACAAUACACAAAGUUGUGACAUUGUGACUGGCAACUGUACAUGUAAACCUGGAUUUGAGUCCAUAAAUUGUGAACUGGAUGUGAAUGAAUGCAAUCAGUCUAGCAGUCCUUGUGCUGGAAACUUACAAUGUUAUAAUACAUAUGGAGGGUUUCUUUGUACAGAAAAGUUGGUCUACGCACGAGUUACUUUGAACCAAUCAGAUUUUGGAAUGUAUAAAAAUGAGACUGCUAACAGCUUCCAGCAAACUUUGCAAGCAUUUUUGGAUGUGUAUUUAUAUUGGACAUAUUUUAAAGCUUUUGUUGUACACAACACCACUGAACAAGGUUUAAAAACAGCUGACAUAUUUUACGACAUUGCAAUAGUGUAUGGCAAACAAUAUCUUGAUUACUACAUGUCAGUGUUUAUCUAUAAUCAUUUUAUCACUGGCACAAGAAAGAUAUCAUUGAAUGAAACUGAGCUUGAAAUAUUAACUUUCAAAUUGUUUGAUAGUCCUGAGGAAGCUAGGCUUGGAAUUAAUCCAAAAAUCAACCACGUCUGCCAAUAUUUUGGAAUAUGUCAAUCUGAUAAAAGAUGUUUGAAUUCAGAAUUUCUCCCUGUUUGUCAAGAAAUAUGUGAUUAUGGAAUGUAUGCUGAGAAUGAACAUUGUGAGGUUUGUGAUCAAGGUCAGACAACUUUGAUCAGGGGAGCAAACUCACGCUAUCACUGUAUAGGUAACUGUACAGUUACAGAAGGCAACCAAUUUCAAUUGGAUAAGCAGACUUGUGAGCCCUGCCCAAGUGAUAUGUAUUUGAGUGAAGCAGAUAAAAUGUGCCAUGUCUGUCCUUACACUUCAUACAAUUCAUCUGAUUGUAUGUGGGGAGGAGUGAGAACUGUCAACAAUCCACUGCUAAAUAUUGAACUAAAUAUCACCAUUGUAACACCAAAAUGUCUGAGAGAUGAUCCUCAGUACUAUAAUAAUAUAGAUGAAAAAGAAUUACUUCGAUUGAUGAUUUCACAGAAUCAGUACUCCAGAUUCUGUUCUGAAUAUAUCAACUGUGGCAAUGUGAUUACAAGCUAUGUUGAUAAUCAAAUCUGUGUACCAGAUGUUUCAUGUACUUUUAAUGAAACAUGCACACAAUUCUACACAAGAAUUCACAUUGCUGUCUACCAUAUUAGAACCUAUAUAACAUCCACAAGUCCAUACAAUGGCUAUGAUCAGAGCUCAGUGGACUCACUAUUAAGGACUCUCUAUGACACUACCAUACUAUAUCGAUGGAUUCCAUUAAUGAGUUACUCAGCCAUUAGAAUUCAACAACCACAAGAAAUAGAUGUUACAGUCAUAGAUAAUGUCACUAAGCAAAUAUUGUAUGUUAAUCAGAUCUCCCCAUGGUAUAACUAUAAUGCUAAUAAGAUUCAGGAGGCUUUUAACAGUAUCUUCCAGAAAAUGCCUGGCUAUAUUGGAGCCUUUUUUUAUAGGUAUAAUUAUUAUUACUCCUACUACACAUACGCAUAUAUAUCUGAGUAUGAGAUCUGGUUUAAAAAAGAUGUUGAUGAUGAACUGAUAAGAAACAUCGCUGAAACCAUUGUCAAGGCUCAUGAAAAACUGGGAGGAAAUCUAACAGGGGCAUAUUCUAUCUACAAGACAAUGAAAGACAAAACAGAUGGAACUUUAGCCAUAAACUGGAGUGAGCUGAUUAAUAGUCUUUCACUUGCCCCAUUCUUUUGCAAUGGUGGAAAUUUGAUCACCUCUGACAGAGGCAACAUGAAUUUUGACUGUGUUGAAGCAUGUGGAAAUUUGACCUGGGGAGACAACUGCACAGAAACAUGCAACUGUACACAAAACAAUACUGUUACUUGUGAAAAGUUUUAUGGGUCAUGCAUUUGUCAGUCCAACUUUGAAGGAUCUUUAUGUGAUCAACCAAUAGAUCCAUGCUUAAAAUACUUUCCAUGUGGGCAACACUCUGACUGCAUCAACACUCUUGACCACUUUGAAUGCCAAUGUCAUGAAGGUUACAAAAACAAUCCAGAUAACUCUUUGAUAUGUGAAGCCUGCAGUGGCUGGACAUAUGGCUUCAACUGUAACACUCCUUGUAGCUGUCAAAUUGAUCAUACUCAAAGCUGCGACAGUCAUAAUGGCAACUGUACAUGUAAACCUGGAUUUGAGUCCAUAAAUUGUGAACUGGAUGUGAAUGAAUGCAAUCAAUCUAGCAAUCCUUGUGCUGGAAACUUACAAUGUUAUAAUACAUAUGGAAGUUACCUUUGUGCAGAAAUGUUUGUCUACGCAAGAGUUACUUUGAACCAAUCAGAUUUCAGUAUGUAUACAAAUGAGACUGCUUACAGCUUCCAGCAAACUUUGCAAGCAUUUUUUGACAUGUAUGCUUCUUGGAUUUAUAAAGUUGUAGUACACAACACCACUGAACAAGGUGUAUCAACAACUGAUAUCUUCUGUGACAUUGUGAUAGUGUCCGGCAAACAAUCCUUUGAUUACUACAUGUCCUUGUUCAUUUAUUACAAUUUUAUGACUGGCACAAGAAAGAUAUGGAUAAGUGGAGCUGAGCUUGAAGUAUUAACAAUCAAAUUGUUUGAUAGUCCAGGGGAAGCUAGGCUUGGAAUUAAUCCAAAAAUCAACAAACUCUGUCAAUAUUUUAGCGUAUGUCCAUCUGACAGAAGAUGUUUAAAUUCAGAAUUUUUACCUGUUUGUCAAGAAAUAUGUGACUAUGGGAUGUAUGCUGAAAAAGAGAAUUGUGAAGAGUGUGGUCAAGGUCAGACAACUCUUAUCAGGGGAGCCAACUCACACUAUCUCUGUAUAGAUAAUUGUACUGACAUCCGAGGCUAUCAAUAUCAGUUUGAUAAGCUGACUUGUGAGCCCUGCCCAUAUGAUAUGUACUGGAGUGAAGCAGAUAAAAUGUGCCUUGUGUGCCCCUACACGUCCUAUGACUCCUACAACUGUUUUGGGGGAGGAAUGAGAACUGUCAAUAAUCCACUACUUAAUAUUGAACUAAACAUCACCAUUGUAACACCAAAAUGUCUUAGAGAGGAUCCUCUGUAUUUCAAUAACCUAGAGGAAAAACAAUUAGUUUGGUUGAUGAUUUCAAACAAUGGAUACUCCCGAUUCUGUCUGCAGUAUAUAAACUGUGCCAAUGUGAUUACUAGCUAUAUUGGAAAUGAAAUUUGUAUACCAGAUGCUUCUUGUACCUUGAAUGAAACAUGUACACAAUACUACACUAGGAUUCAUAUUGGUGUCUAUCAUGUUGGAACCUAUGUACCAUCCUCAAGUCCAUACAAUCGCUAUGAUCAAAGUUCAGUGGAUUCACUAAUGAGGACUCUCUAUGAUACUACAAAAUUAAAUCAAUGGAUUCCAUUCAUGACCUACUCAGGCAUUAGAGUUGAACAACCAGUACAAAUUGAUGUGAAAGUUAUAGAUGAUGUCACUAAGCAAAUACUGUAUAUUAAUCACAUCUCCGUAUGGGAUAGCUUCAAUCCUACUAGGAUUCAGGAGGCUUUUAACAGUAUCUUCCAAAAAAUACCAGAAUUUAUAGGAGCUCUUCUGUUUAGGACUAUUGGAUAUUAUGACAGCUAUUACUCUUACAUAUAUAAAGCUGAAUAUGAGUUCUGGUUCAGAAAAGAUAUUGAUGAUGAAUUCAUAAGAAACAUUGCUGAAACCAUUAUAAUGGCUCAUGAAAAACUUGGAGGAAAUCUAACAGGGGCAUAUUCUAUCUACAAGACAAUACAAGACAAAACAGAUGGAACAAUAGCCAUAAACUGGAGUGAGGUGAUUAAUAGUCUUUCACUUGCCCCAUUCUUUUGCAAUGGUGGAAAUUUGAUCACCUCUGACAGAGGCAACAUGAAUUUUGACUGCGUCGAAGUGUGUGGAAAUUUGAGCUGGGGAGAGAACUGCACUGAGACGUGCAACUGUACACCAAACAAUACUGUUGCUUGUGAAAAGUUGAAUGGGUCAUGCAUUUGUCAGUCCAACUUUGAAGGUUCUUUAUGUGAUCAACCAAUAGAUCCAUGCUUAAAAUACUUUCCUUGUGGGGAACACUCUGACUGCAUCAACACUCUUGGCCACUAUGAAUGCCAAUGUCAUGAAGGUUACAGAAACAAUUCAUAUAACCCUUCAAUAUGUGAAGCCUGCAGUGGCUGGACCUAUGGCUUCAACUGUAACACAUCUUGUGGCUGUCUUAUUGACAAUACACAAAGCUGUGACAUUGUAACUGGCAACUGUACAUGUAAACCUGGAUUUGAGUCCAUAAAUUGUGAGCUGGAUGUGAAUGAAUGCAAUCAGUCUAGUAGUCCUUGUGCUGGAAACUUACAAUGUUAUAAUACAGAUGGAAGUUUUCUUUGUAUGGAACAGUCUGUCUAUGCUAGAGUUACAAUGAACCAAACACAUUUGGAAAAAGAUCAAAAUGAGAUAGCUAACAACAUCAAAGAAACCUUGCAAACAUUUUUUGAUAUGUAUACUUAUUGGACAUACUUUAAAGUUGUUAUAAUACAUAACAACACAACCAAAGGGACCUCAGGAUCUGAUAUCUUCUUUAACAUUGUAAUAGCAUAUGGAAAACAAUUCUUUGAUAAUUACUUGUCACAGUUCAUUUAUGACCAUUUUAUCUCUGGAACAAGAAAGAUAUCAAUCAAUGGAACGGAGCUUCAAUUUAUAACUUUCAAAUUGUUUGAUAACUCUGAGGAUGCUAGGAUGGGAAUUAAUCCAAAAAUUAACAAAAUUUGCCAAUAUUUUGGAGUUUGUUCUUCUGAUAAAAGAUGUCUAAAUUCAGAAUUUCUACCUGUUUGUCAAGAAAUAUGUGACUAUGGCAUGUAUGCUGAGAAUGAACAUUGUGAGGUCUGUGAUCAAGGAAAGACAACUUUGAUCAGGGGAGCAAAUUCACACCAUUUCUGUAUAGAUAACUGUACUAACAACCAAAGCUAUUGGUUUCGAUUGGAUAAAGUGACAUGUGAUGCUUGCCCACAAGACAUGUAUUGGAGUGAUGCAGAUAAUACUUGUCAUGUUUGUCCAUACACUUCAUACAAUUCAUCAUAUUGUUUUGGCGGAGACUGGAGAAAUGUCAACAAUCCACUGCAAAAUAUUGAACUGAAUGUCACCAUUGUAACACCAAAAUGUCUGAGAGAUGAUCCUGUGUACUUCAAUAACAUAGAUGAAAAACAACUAGUUCAACUAAUGAUGUCACAAAAUUUGUACACCAAAUUCUGUUCUCAAUAUGUAAACUGUGGCAAUGUGAUUACAAACUAUGUUGAUAAUGAAAUCUGUGUACCAGAUGCAUCAUGUUCCUUGAAUGAAACAUGCACACAAUUCUAUACUAGGAUUCAUAUUGGUGUCUACCAUGUUAGAGCUUACAUCUCAUCUUCAAGUCCCUACAAUAGUUAUGAUCAAAGUUCAAUGGAUUCACUAAUGAGGACUCUCUAUGAUACUACAAAACUUUAUCAAUGGAUUCCAUUCAUUAACUAUUCAGCCAUUAGAUUAGACCAACCCAUAGAAAUAGAUGUGAAGGCUCUAGAUGAUGUCUCUAAGCAAAUAUUGUAUAUAAAUCAGUUCUCCCAAGGGUACAACUUUAAUCCUUAUGGGAUUCAGGAGGUUUUCAACAGUAUCUUCACAAAAAUGCCAGAGUUCAUUGGAGCUUUCCUUUACACAACUGCUAGAUUCUAUGACAGUUACUACUCUGACUACACAUAUGUUUCUGAAUAUGAGAUCUGGUUCAGAAAAGAUGUUGAUGAUGAACUGAUAAGAAACAUUGCUGAAACCAUUGUCAUGGCUCAUGAAAAACUUGGAGGGAAUCUAACAGGGACAUAUUCUAUUUAUAAGACACUGCAAGACAAAGCAGAUGAAACAUUAGCAAUAAACUGGAUUGAGGUAAUUAAUAGUCUGUCAGUUGCACAAUUCUUUUGCAACGGAGGAAAUUUCAUUAUCUCUGACAGAAGCAAAAUGGAUUUUGACUGUGUUGAAGCAUGUGGAAAUUGGAACUGGGGAGAGAACUGCACAGAGGCAUGCAACUGUACACAAAGCAAUACUGUUAACUGUGAAAAGUUGAAUGGGUCAUGCAUUUGUCAGUCCAACUUUGAAGGCUCUUUAUGUGAUCAACCAAUAGAUCCAUGCUUAAAAUACUUUCCAUGUGGGGAACACUCUGACUGUAUCAACACUGUGGGCCACUAUGAAUGCCAAUGUCAUGAAGGUUACAAAAACAAUCCAUAUAACUCUUCGAUAUGUGAAGCCUGCAGUGGCUGGACCUAUGGCUUUAACUGUAACACUUCUUGUAGUUGUCUUAUUGACAAUACACAAAGCUGUGACAUUGUAACUGGCAACUGUACAUGUAAACCUGGAUUUGAGUCCAUAAAUUGUGAACUGGAUGUCAAUGAAUGCAAUCAGUCUAGCAGUCCUUGUGCUGGAAACUUACAAUGUUAUAAUACAGAUGGAAGUUUUCUUUGUAUAGAACAGUUGAUUUAUGCAAGAGUUACAUUGAAUACAUCAGAUUUGAGACUCUAUGAAAAUGACAUUGUUCAUAACUUUCAACAAACAUUGCAAACAUAUUUAGAUCAAUUCUCAUAUGUGACAUACAUUAAAGUUAUAGUAAAACACACUGUUACCAUAGAAAGCAUUUCAACAUCUGAUGUCUUCUAUGACCUCAUUAUUGUGUAUGGCAGACAAUCCUUUGAUUAUUACCUGUCACUGUUCAUUUAUGACCAUUUUAUCUCUGGAACAAGAAAGAUAUCAAUCAAUGGAACUGAGCUUGAAUUGAGAACUUUCCAAUUGUUUGCUAGUUCUGAGGAAGCUAGGCUUGGAAUUAAUCCAAAAAUCAACCAAAUGUGCCAGUAUUUUGGAAUAUGUCCAUCUGACAGUAGAUGUUUAAAUUCUGAAUUUCUCCCUAUUUGUCAAGAAAUAUGUGACUAUGGAAUGUUUGCUGAAGAAGAGCAUUGUAUAGUCUGUAAGCAUGGACAGACAACUUUAAUCAGGGGAGCUAACUCACAGUAUCUUUGUAUAGAUAACUGUACAGAAAAUCAGGGCUAUUAUUUCCUAUUCGACAAACUGACCUGCACAUCUUGUCCUCAAGACAUGUACAGGAGUGAUGUAGAUAAUACAUGUCACGUCUGCCCAUACACUUCAUACAACUCAUCACAUUGUAUUGAAGGAGGAAUGAGAACUGUCAACAAUCCACUACUAAAUAUUGAACUAAAUAUCACCAUUGUAACACCAAAAUGUCUGAGAGAUCAUCCUCUGUAUUUCAAUAACAUAGAUGAAAAACGAUUGGUUCAAUUAAUGAUUUCGCAAAAUGGCUACUCAAGAUUCUGUUCUCCAUAUAUCAACUGUGGCAAUGUGAUAACAAGCUAUGUUGACAAUCAAAUCUGUAUACCAGAUGCUUCUUGUACUUUGAAUAAAACCUGUACAAAAUAUUAUUCUAGGGUUCACAUUGGUGUCUACCACAUUGGAACCUAUAUGUCAUCUACAAGUGCAACCAAUAACCAUGAUCAAAGCUCAGUGGAUAUUCUAAUGAGGACACUUUAUGAUACAACAAAAUUAUAUCAAUGGAUUCCAUUACUGAGCUACCAAGCUAUUAGACUGGAACAACCUUUUAAUAUCAAAGUAACUCCCAUAGGUGAUGUGAGUCAACAAGUGUUAUAUAUAACAAAUAUCUGGUCAAGUAACCUCUCCAGUAACUGGACAAACCAACAGCAGACCUACAACACUAUAUUCCAAAGUAUACCAGAGUUUAUCAAUAUCUUUGCACUUAGUACCUAUGGAUCCUCCUAUGACACAAUAAUCUCUAACUAUGAGAUCUGGCUCAGAAAGGAUGUAGAUGACCUUCUGAUUGAAAGCAUUGCCAAAAUCAUGGUUUUGUCUCAUGAAAAAUUAGGAGGUAAUCUAACUGGGCCGUUACUUUUAUACAAGACACAGCAAGAUAGAGCAGAUGGAAAGAUGGCCAUCACCUGGAAAGAUGUAAUCAACAGUAUUUCAGUUGGUCAGUAUUUUUGUAAUGGAGGAAACUUUAUCCUUUCUGAUAGAGGGAAUGGAACUUAUGACUGUAUUGAAACAUGUGGAGAUUGGACAUGGGGAGAAAACUGCACAGUACCCUGCAACUGCAUGAAAAACAACACUGUGGUGUGUGAAAGACAAAGAGGCGCAUGCAACUGUACACCAGAUUUUGACGGAUCCUCAUGUGAGAGACAAAUUGAUCGCUGUUUAUUAUACUCUCCCUGUGAUCAACAUGCUGAUUGUAUCAACACACUCAAACACUAUGAGUGUAGAUGCCAUACAGGAUUCAAAAAUAAUCUGAGCAAUCCAGAUAUUUGUGAAGGUGAAUGUCAGAUUCCUGGACAAGGCCGUAGCUGGCUGGCGCAGACCUGCCAACCUUGUGGGCAAAAUGAGUAUAAUGAUGGGACCAGAAACUACUGCGUAUAUUGUCCUUACACUGAGUCUAUGGUUAGGGACACAUGCUAUGGAUCAAAUUAUAAAACUAUCAAAAAUGUUGAUUUGGAAAUAAUCUUUGACUACCAAUCCAAUUUCUGCCAAUUCACGGAUGAAAUGGCUACAAAAGGAGGAAAACUUCUGACUGCAAACCUUUUGAGCAACUUUCCCAAUAGUGGUCUGUGUUUAAAUUUGAUCAACUGUGACAACAUGAUUUUUCAAAUCAAUAAGUCAGACUUGUGUAAACUUGGGAAGACAUGCAGUCAAUCUGCCAACUGUACAGAUUUUAUAACCAGAGCAACAGUUUAUUUUUAUAAUGUACCAGAAUUUGUGAGCACAAGUUCAAAUGAAUUGAGGCAAUCUAUUGAAGUUUUUGUUGAGUCUCUUUCUAACCUGACACAGCUUAAUACCAAUCUCACAGACAAGAUGAAAGUGGCUGUCAAAUUACCUCCAGUAAACAGCAGUGUCUUUGUCAUUCCAGAUAAUGAAAACCGUUUAGCUUUUAUCAAGGCCUCAGUAAAUUACCAAUUGGAAUAUCCUGACUUAUACAGCUUCUUAUAUACUAAUUCUCUCAAAGAAUUGGGUCAAAUUGUGUCCACCUACCUGUAUCCUAAAAUAGAAGACAUAAGUACUACAAGCUCAAGCCUGACAACUUUUACAGCCAGUUUCAUGUUCAAAGAAGCUGUUAAUGAUAAUGCUAUCAAUGCCAUAGCAGAAGCCAUUAUCACAUCCCAUGAACAGUUUGGUGGUAAAUUUGGAGACUCAAUAUAUUCUUUUACAGGCAGUGUUGCAGUAUUCAGAUCAAAGAGUGACAAAGAUAAAGAAGUAUCAGCUUUCAAAUGGUGUAGUUUUCUUCUAGAUCUUCAGAACAAAUUUUCUUUUGAAAUAUGUGCCAUUGACAAAAGCUGUAAAGAUACUAAAGACUAUUUCCAAUGUGUUGAUGCAGAAGAUCCACUGAAAGCACAAAGAGCUUUAUACCCCUAUGGUCCAACAUCUGGAGACAAUGAUUUGUCUGUACAUCAAGACAUGUGGUGGUGGUGGUGGUGGGGCAUAUCAAGUGAUCCAAUCUACUUCCCAUCUGGGGUUCCGUUUGGGGACAGAAAAGUAAAAAUAGUUACUGUCCAAGCUAAUGGAGUCAUCAGAUUUGGGAAAGGAUAUGACAGUUGGUGGCCAUAUUUGUACUAUGACCCAGACUACCAGGAAGGUUUGCUGGCUCCUUUUUGGUUUUACUAUGAUUACUACAACAGAAAUAAUGGGAAAACCUAUUAUCAGCUGUAUGAGACUUCAGUGGUUGGAAAAAAUCAUGCAGUGAUACAAAGAGCAAUCUCUGAGAUAACAGAAUUUUUCCAACUCUCAAAGUUUAAAGUCACCUAUGUUUUGGUGGCUACUUGGGUCAAUGUGGAGCCAUAUAAAUGGUACAGUUGGAUUUGUCAGUACUACCAAUGGUAUGGUGGAGAAUGGUGGUUUCAGUAUUGGUAUAAAGUAUACUAUGACAUGUACUGUUAUAAGACAGAGAAAGAAACCAACACUUUCCAAGCAGUUUAUGCUACUGAUGGAGAAACAGGCUAUGUUACAGUUACAUAUAAGAAAGGGGACAUGAGUUGGCAGUAUGAUUACUGGAUGCCCAUAGUUGUGGGUUAUGCAAAUUCUGAAAAGAUCAGAGACUUUGGUGUCACUUACACCGACCUAACUACCAAAAUGGAUGUAUUGACUUGGAACACAGGUCACUAUGGAACUUGGAUGGAACAGGUUGGCAAGAUUGAAAACACUGACAGCAAAUGCCUAAGAUUUUAUCAAGAAAACCAAUACCUGAUAAACAAUUAUUCAUUUAAGAAAAACAUGAAUCAAUUGUACAAAUGUCCUUGCAGUCUUGAUCGAUUGGGUGCACAAUGGUGGGGAUAUUCUUGGAAUUUCUAUGGCUUUACAAAUACCUACAUUUACUGUGUUGCUAUUGGUCAGACUGCCAAAAAUAGACUUCUUUCAGGAAAUCCUCUAAAUAAGCUCUGCUGCUACAGAUACACCUAUCCCACUAACUGGUGGGACUGGUAUGCUUGGGACCUUGCCUGGAGAAGUGCCCCAUAUGUUGAUCACAGAGAUCCAGAUGGUAGCCACUUGCUGUUAAAUGAUCCAUGGUGGUGGUGGUAUGGAAAUGAUGGCAGGAAGUCUAAAGAAGAAGAUUUCAACCCACACAAAUGGUGUUGUGUGGACUCCAGCUGUCCAUCCCAAUUUUGUAAUUUGUUUAACAAAGUGAGACCAGACUUGGGCUGUUCUUUGUAUGCUGAGUUUAUUUCUGGAAGUGCAUUGGGAGAUCCCCAUAUCAUCACACUAGAUGGCACAGGAUACACCAUGAAUGGACUGGGAGAGUUUAUACUUCUGUUCAUCAAUGAACUAAAUUUUACUCUGCAAGCUCGCACCAAACAAGCUCUGUCUGCUGCUGGUAAUGCAACCAAAGCCACAGUGUUCUCAGCUUUUGCAGCUAAGGAGGGGGACACAGCCACAUUCCAAGUGGAACUAAGUGCAGACAGCAAAGGCAUGAUAAUAAAUUCCUGUGGUGCCGAUCUGACAACAGAUUUCUAUGCAGAUGAGCGGUACAAUGGAUCUAAUGUAGUGGCAGAUGUCCAGGUCUCUAGGAAAGAAAAAAACAAUAAAACAAUUGCAGUAGCAGCUUUUCCUUCUAGCAUUUCAAUUGAGAUCUACAAUGCUGAUGGCUAUCUGGAGUUUUCUGUCAAUGUUCCUAAAGAUUUGAAAGGAAAAACUCUUGGGCUUUUAGGAAAUUAUAAUGACGACCCCAAUGAUGACUUUGUUCUUCCCAAUGGAACUAGUCUUAGCAACACCAGCACAGAGAGGGAAAUUUAUGAACAAUUUGCUAAGAAAUGGGGAGUGACCUCAUCAAACUCAGUUUUUAAAUACAAAGAAGGUGAAAAUGCUACAACCUAUCAGUUUCCUAAGUUUGAGCCUCUGUUCUUAGAAGAGGUGAAUGAGACAAUUCGCAAAAAUGCAGAAGAAAAAUGUCAGAAUAAUAUUGCUUGUGUCUUUGACUAUGUUGCCACUGGAAACGAGGAUUUUGCUGCUUCUACCCUUGCUGCUAGUUCUCAAGCUGCCAGUGUUAAAGACGAUCAGAUGAACAACCUCCCAGUAUUAAGUUUAACUUCUUCUCUGAAUGAUGACAAUAGACUUCAAGUUUAUGAAGGCAAAGAGGUAACCAUACACUUUGCUGCCACAGAUGUUGAUAAUGAUGUCAUUACAUAUCAACUAGUCGGCAAUGUUUCAGCCAGUUUUUCUAUAAACAAUCAAACAGGAGAUGUUACUUACUCACCCAAUUCACUGGACUCCGUUCUAAUAGGAGUUCAAGCUAAAGAUUCAAAAGGAGGACUUUCAGGUAUAAUUUAUAUCAGCUUAGUUGUCUGCCCUACAUGUAGCAGUGCUGGAACUUGUAACUUAAAUAAAACCCGGGAAACAGAAUACCUUGGAGGCAAAUUUCUUUUGAACCCGUGUAAUUGUUGGCCUGCUUACACAGGCAAUGAUUGUGAAAGAGAAGUGGAUGGCUGCUUAGCUGCUCCUUGUAGUCAAGGUCAGACUUGCAGAGAUCUCACAGCUGCAGAACAAAAAAAUAGUACUGUUGGUUAUGACUGUGGAGCUUGCCCUGACGGUUAUGAGCUUAGAAAUUCAACAUGUACAGAUAUAAAUGAAUGUGGAAACAAAACUAACUAUUGUGAUGCCAAUGAAUUGUGUGAAAACUCAGUAGGCUCCUACAGAUGUUACUGUGAUGUAGGCUAUCGCAAAGACUCCAGGGAUAAAUGCUCAGAUAUCAAUGAAUGUGCUGAGAGAACUCACAAAUGUAAUCAAAUCUGUACUAACAUUGAAGGCAGCUAUGACUGUACCUGCUACAGUGGAAGUGUCAUGUCUAGUGAUAAUAAAACUUGCAUUCAAGGAAGUGGUUCAUGCAGCUGUAGUCAGUUCUGUACAAGUGAAGGAUGUGCCUGUACAGCUGGCUACCAAGUAGAUGGCCUUAAUUGUAUAGAUGUUGAUGAGUGUAACAAUGGCAACAAGCCUUGCAGUCAAGUGUGUCAAAACACUGUUGGAGGUUUCAUGUGCUCUUGCUUCAAUGGAUUCAAACUUGAUGAUGAUGGUGUUUCAUGCAAAAAAUGCAGUAACCCUUACUAUGGCAAGGACUGUGCAAGUCAGUGCGUGUGUAAUGGCCUUGGCACAUGUGAUAAUGUCAAAGGUUGUAUAUGCAAUAAAGGUUGGACUGGUACUAACUGUAACACUGAUGUGGAUGAGUGCACUGCACUGUUAGAUGCAUGUCCAGCUGGUCAAGUUUGUACUAAUACCUUUGGAUCAUAUACUUGUUCUUGUCCUUCUGGUUAUGUCAAUAUUACUGGAAUAUGCACAGACAUUGAUGAGUGUGCUGAUGUUCUUACACAUAGCUGCAAUCUUGCUGUGGAGGAUUGUGUCAACAACAAGGGAAGCUAUUCUUGUGUCUGCAGAAGUGGCUAUGCACGUAAUUCUAACUACACUUGUGAAGACCUUGAUGAAUGUGCCAAACAUACAGACAACUGUGAACAUUUAUGUGAAAACAUUCCUGGCAAAUUUAACUGCUACUGUCGCUAUGGUUACAGGCUAAAAGCUGACAGAGCCAGUUGUGUCAUGGAAAAAGAUGUAUGUGCUUCAAUUAGGGAUGUCUUAAACUGCACCCAGUACUGCACAGUCAACUGGACCACCAAUGUACCAUCAUGUUUCUGUAGAAGUGGAUUUGAUCUGGUUGGAAAGGAACAGUGUAUAGAUCAAGAUGAAUGUAAAUAUGACUAUUUAAACCUGUGCUCCUACAAAGCUGGUUGUGUGAACACACCUGGAGGCUACAACUGUACUUGCCCAGCUGGUCAAAUGUUAGAUAAUGAUAAACGCUCUUGCGUUGACUGUGGAACAGGGAAAUGGGGAGAGAACUGUGCAAAUGAUUGUGCUUGUAGUGAAUUUGGGGCCACCACAUGUGAUGCUAAAUCUGGAUGUGUUUGUAAAAUUGGUUUCACUGGUCAGUAUUGUGACUUAGAUGUAGAUGAAUGCCAGUCUGGUCUACUGAUAUGUACAGAAACAGAGAAAUGUUUUAAUACCUAUGGCAGUGCACUGUGCCAGUGUAUUAAUGGAUACAAGAGAGUAAAUGAUAUUUGCCAAGACAUCAAUGAAUGUGCCUUUGCCACAACAAAUGACUGUGAUCAAAUCUGUGAAAAUUACUUUGGUGGCUACGCUUGCAAAUGUAGCCAAGGCUAUACAUAUAAUUCUACAUUGAAGAAAUGUCAAGAUAUUGAUGAAUGUAAAAGACAUAUGGAUGGAUGUCAACAAGGCUGUGAGAAUACUGAAGGGGGUUACAGGUGUACAUGUCCUGAUGGUUUGAAAUUAAAAUUAGAUGGAGAAACUUGUGAAGUGGACAAAGGCUGCGCUGUAGACAAUCCUUGUAAAGAGCUAACUAACUGCUACUUAAGUAGUUCAGGUGCACCAGUGUGUUACUGUGAUUUGGGACAAAAAGUGGACCCAGCCAACACCUACGACUGUAUCGAUGUUGACUUGUGCAAUGGCUCCGCCUGUACAGAUUACUGCAGUGAGGUCAAGGAAAACACAAGUUUUGCCUGCUCUUGUCCUAGUGGUAAAAAACUUGAAGCUGAUGGAGUCACUUGCACUGAAUGUAAUGAAGGUUUUUAUGGAAACUGUGAAGCCAAAUGUCAGUGUAACCCAGCUACAACUAGUAGCUGUAAUAAGAUUGAUGGGACAUGUCAAUGUAAGCCAGGAUACACUGGCACUGAAUGCACCAGUGACGUAGAUGAGUGCAAUUCUUAUUCUACCUAUAGUUGUCCAUCUAACUCCACAUGUGAGAACAUUCCUGGAGCCUACAUCUGCAAAUGUCAGGAUGGCUACUAUAAAAAUAAUGGAACAUGUCAAGUGUGCCCUGUGGGCUGGUAUGGAGAAUCUUGCAUUCAUCAAUGUGUAUGUGAUAAAACUCACAGUACGUGUGAUGCUGUAACUGGAACAUGUAUUUGUUUCCCUGGCUGGAAUGGUACAUUGUGUGACACUGAUAGCAAUGAAUGCACAUUGACAGAUAAUCAAUGCACUCUAGCCAACAAGUCUAACUGGGUCUGCUUCAACACUUUAGGAAGUUACCAUUGUGACUGUGACAGAGGAUUUGAAAACCAGGCUGGCAACUGCUCUGAUCAAGAUGAGUGUGCUGCUUCUUCAACCAAUAGAUGUUCACAACGAUGCACUAACAUAGUUGGCAGCUACCUGUGCUCCUGUCACUCAGGCUAUACACUAGGAGCUGAUGGAUACACAUGUCAAGACAUCAAUGAAUGUGAUUUAAACGUAUCUUCAUGUGAGCAAGCAUGUUCAAACACACUCGGUGGAUAUACAUGUUCCUGUAACACUGGAUAUCACAGCAAUAAGUCUUACACUAACAAAUGUUAUAGGGCCAGUGAAAACAAAAUGACAUUUACAGUCAAUAAAGAUGUUUCUCGGUUGAACAUCAAUGAAAGACUGAGCUCAGACUUUUCAUAUCUUAAAAAUCAAGUUGAAGAAGGGCUGUUUCAACCAUUCAGUUUGGCUGUUUCUGGGUUUACUGAACUUAUAGUGAUUGACAUGAGACCUGGCAGCCUGAUAAUUGACUUUAUUGUUGUGGUAGACUUGACAAUCAACCCAACACCUGGCACCAAUAUAACCAAUGUUCUAGUCAAUCUGACUGGUCACUUUACAUUAGGCAAUGAAAGCUACACUGGAGUGUUUAAUAUCAAUGGAAUAACAGUCAGUGCAGCUACAGAUAAAUGUGUGAUUCUGAAUCUAAUAGUUCCUUGUAACAGCAAUGAAAACUGUGAAAUCAAUGCCAAUGGAAAUGCAGUUUGUGUGUCUAAAGAAACAAGUUCAACCCCCGCUAGCAAUAUUGACACCGACAAGUGUGCACUUCUCAACUCAACACAUCCUUGUGGCCUAAAUGAACAAUGUUUUAUAAACUCCAUUGGUAAUGCUGUGUGUGUAUUAAUUCCCAGCAUUCAAGUCUCAGAAAGUUCUGAUGAAGUCCCUCUGAUUGUUGGUCUGUCUGUUGGACUCCCACUGUUUGUUGCUCUGGUGGUGCUAAUUAUUCUGGUCAUUAGGUACAAAAAGAAAUACAUUCAACAGAGAAGAGUUGACAGCAGAGAGGGUCACUACCAAGAUGAAGAUCGCCCACCUUCAAGUCUAAGUGUCUCCUACUUUACAGUGGCCCCAUACACUACAGCCUUAUCAAAGGAAGGAGCCAAGGAAGAUGAGCAGCCUCUUUUUGUAUAAAUGAUAGACAGAUAACAAUAAAACUACAUAACGAUUUGUUACAUUAGGACAGAUACAUUAGAAUUUAUUGCAUUAGGACUGAUUUCUCAUUUUAUCAAGACUGAUUAUGUAACAACUUACAUAACUUAUUACAUUAGGACUGAUACAUAACAGCUACCAGGGUGGCUGCUUGGUCGUGCAGUAUGCGCACUGGACUGUCUAUCCUACUUGUAGAUGUCCCAGGUUCAUAUCCUGCACUUUCACAUCCCCCGUCUUCCUGCAUAAGGUUUGAUUAGGAAGUAAAUUAUCUUCAACUCUGAAGGAAUAUCUGAAACAUAAAACAUUUUUACAAGCUAAUUACAUUAGGAUGCAUUAGAAUUCAUUAAAUUAAGAUUGAUUUCUUAUUUUAUCAAGACUGAUUAUGCAAAAACAUAAUACAUAAUUAUUACAUUAUAGAACUGAUUACAUAACUCAUUAUAUUAGGGCUGAUUAAUUAAGACAACAUUGCAUUAGGAUUGAUUAAAUUUCAUUUUAUUACAUUACAUCUGAUUACAUUAUAGCUUUUAUGAUUACACGCCAAAUGAUUAUAUUUUACAUUAGUAUUCUUUAUGACUUUAAAACCUAAUUCAUUAUACAUCACGUAAAUAAAUUACAAUAAAGAAAUUAUUAGAUGUGCAGAAAAAAAGAUAAAUAGAUAACAAAGUUAAUAAGAUAUUGUAUAUUAAGUUAACAAAGUGUUAAUAAUUGUAUCAUUAGAUCUAGUAUGUUAUUAUUAGAUGACUGGUGUUGAAAUGUGUGAUGUUGCUAGUUCAGGCUGUCUUGAAGUCAACCAAUUACUCUGCAAUCGUUUGGGUGUAAUUGUUCGGGUGUAUUACGUGUAGUUGAACAACAGUACAAACAAGAACUGGCACAUCUGUUUUUUAACUAGUGAAGAGAUGUAGUCGACUCUGAUGAACAAGUUCACAUAGAUUUAUUCUGAUAAAAGGCCACAGUAGAAGUCUCUGUCACUAAACACGUCGUUACCCUGGAAUAUUCUAUCGCUAACUGAUUUUCCGGUCUCUAACCCAACAUAUCCCAAACGUCACUAGUCCCGUUCAAUAUGCGUCUUCUAUGGUGCGUCGCUAAAUAACUAACCUAUAUAAAUAAGGUGUAUUACGUGUAGUUGAACAACAGUACAAACAAGAACUGGCACAUCUGUUUUUUAACUAGUGAAGAGAUGUAGUAGACUCUGAUGAACAAGUUCACAUAGAUUUAUUCUGAUAAAAGGCCACAGUAGAAGUCUCUGUCACUAAACACGUCGUUACCCUGGAAUAUUCUAUCGCUAACUGAUUUUCCGGUCUCUAACCCAACAUAUCCCAAACGUCACUAGUCCCGUUCAAUAUGCGUCUUCUAUGGUGCGUCGCUAAAUAACUAACCUAUAUAAAUAAGGUAUCUAACAAAUGCAAGGAGACUUAACAAAAGUAGGCUUGUAUUCCAUUGUAGUGUAUUUUUUUAGAUGUGAUUUCAGUAUACUUUAUGUAUUAUAUGCAUAUAUUUUAAAGUAUUAUCCUACUGCUUUUUUUUUAAACAGGAUCAAAAUGUCCUGAAUUUAUGGACCUGAUAUUUUAAAAUCUUAAAGAGUUCUAAUUAAUACAUAACAAUUUCAAUGUUUAUUUUAUUAAUUCUAAACAUACUCAGUGGGGAAAAAAACUCUCCUGAAUAUACUUAUAAAUACAUAAAGAAAAAAAUAAAAAUACUAUGGAUGGCUGCUGGUCAUAGGAUAUGUGCACUUGUCGUCUUAAUGGUCCUGGGGGUUAACUGUCUUGCGGGAGGUUAGGGCUAGUAUGCACUGAUCUUUAAUUCAGAAGGAACACUUGAAAUAUAUAAUAAACAAGAAAUUUGCAUAUAUACAUUUUUAAAUACUAUUUAUCUUUAUGAUUAAAAAUGUUUACAUGUGGUUUUAUACUCAUUUAAUUUUUGUAUAGAUUUCAUGGUCUCUUGUACACAUUUCAUGUUGGUGUUUACUUUAAUAAAAUGUAACAAAUUUA